Molecule: messenger RNA, 423 nt
Organism: Truncatella angustata
Lineage: Eukaryota; Fungi; Ascomycota; Sordariomycetes; Amphisphaeriales; Sporocadaceae
Exons: 2
Coding region: 1-423 (140 amino acids)
Source: RefSeq, a predicted model, not a curated record
AUGCGUUUCUCUCAGUUCCUUCUUGGUGCCUUGGCCACCGUGGCCUUUGCUGCUCCCUUGAAUCUCAAAGCGCCAGGCCGUAACGGCACAGAAUAUACAUCUGAGGUUGAGCCCACUGAGAAACGCAAGCGAGGCCGUAACGGAACAGAGUAUACAGCUGAGGUUGAGCCCACUGAGAAACGCAAGCGAGGCCGGAACGGAACAGAGUAUACAUCUGAGGUUGAGCCCACUGAGAAACGCAAGCGAGGCCGUAACGGCACAGAAUAUACAGCUGAGGUUGAGCCCACUGAGAAACGCAAGCGAGGCCGUAACGGCACAGAAUAUACAGCUGAGGUUGAGCCCACUGAGAAACGCAAGCGAGGCCGCAACGGUACUGAGUACGGCAAGGUUGUCGAAGACGACUCGACUGAAGCUUCUGUCUAG